AUUAGAAACGAUGGAUAGUUCAAGUUAUGGAGCAGCACAUUUGUCCUCGCCAGCGUUAGUUGUGUUUUCACAAGCAGCGAACGGAUUGAGUGACGCAUUGCGGUUGCAAAGGCCGUUUCCGUCGCAGAUGCCUGACGCAAAAGAUCUCCACAAUUUUUCCCUCUCGUACGGUGCCCACCUUUUACAUGGCUUUCAGCCUCAUUUCCUCCAUCCUCAUCUUAAUCCCGCAGUCUCAUCCGCGAACAGCACAAAUCCCUUUAGCGGAGGCGGUGCAUUCGUCAAACCAUUUCCCUCGAGCCUUCCUUUAUCAUCAGCAUUUGCGCCACCAAAAUGCCUUGGAUUCGGAUUAGAUCAAAGCUUAUUAUUCGGCGGCAGUGAAUCAUAUCGAACAGACUCCUCAAGUCCCGCCUGCACAUCCCUUUCGCCGCCAACAAAGGACGAAUCCAUGGAGGGCCAUACGAGCGAAGAAGGAGAUCGCGAUCGUGAUCGGAUAUGCAGUCCGUCGCGCAGCAGUCCCGGCGAAACUCCUGGAUUCCGACGUGUUGGUCCAAAGAAACCCGUGAUUGGGACUCCAUCGCCGACAACGCAGCACGGACCAAUUUGUCCCGUGUGUGCUACCCAAAUACCUCAAAACGAGCUUGAAUCUCAUUAUGCAGCCGAGCUGAAUCGACUGGCGAAACCCAAUUCAUUCAUCGAAAGACAGGAGCUUAGAAGGACGUUGAGCAUGGAAAUGCAUGCCGUGCAAAAUAGUUAUCAAGGGAGAACGAGUCGAUGGGAGACCUUUAAUAGAAUACGAACCAAUCGUCAAAGUCGUCUUCGUGGAAAAUUCCGUAAACGUCGUUUUGAUGGCAGCGAUGACUUUUCUCCCGUGGGUCAAUGUCAAUCUUGUCCCGUUUGUCAUGGUCGAUUGCAACGAACGCCCGAAGAAAUCACGCAACACAUUGAGGAUUGUGCUCGCAAACAACAACAGCAUCAACAGGAAAACGCUCAUGCAGCUGCUGCCCAAGCCUCUGCGACCCAAGAAGAAGAUGAAACUGUCGAUGUUGAAAGUUUCGGCGAUGAAACGUCAAAUGGCGCGAUAAACAUGAUCCAACCGCUGAACAACAAUAACAACAACAACAAUAACACCCUAAAAAUGGAAGCGAAUAAAAAUCUGGAACACGAGCCAUCAUUGACGCCGCUUCAUCCAGCACAUCAUUGGGACCGGAAACACCGCUUUAAUCUCGCCGCAAUGAAUUGUAAGACAAAAGACAGCAGUAUCGCUGUUUUGGAAGACUUUUACAAGCGCGCCUGUUUUGCAGGGAGCAAUGCGCCGCCGUUGCCGCCCGUUUCGCACGCAGAGACAAUCAUGCCGCGAGUCACGACAACGAGCCACGAUCACACGCAUCACAACAAUCGCAUGGAGACGGAAUACACGAGUAGCGACAAAGAGCGCAAUCACAUGGAUGCCGAUGAGGAAGUUGUCGUUGACAAUAACACGGAUGACAAUACGGACAAUAAGCGACGUCGUUCGAUAAGCCCUUCGUCAAAUACGGAUAAAAAUAGCACUGAAGAAGCGACAUCGUCAGUUGAGAUUGAUUCCGCUACAGAUAUGACAACUCCCGUUACACCGCUAAGGCCUACUCCUGUCACUCCUAAUUCUGAAUCUUACGUUAGUACAUCGGAGACAAGCUCGGAUCCGCCCGCUAGCAAAGCGCAGGUCUUGGAAGAACUCAAGGCGAGAAUUCGGGAGCUCGAAGGAUCGCCUCAUUAUAAAUGCUUCAUAUGUAAAGAAAGCUGUAAAUCUCUCGUGCUUUCAACUAUUUGUGGACAUUACCUUUGCGAAGAUUGCUGGAUUAGUGAGUCGGAUACCAAAAAAUCCUGUCCUCGAUGUAAAAUUAUCACACACAACAGUGACUUUCGUAAAAUUCACGUUUAAUUAACUUCAAAAAAAUAUAAAAAAAAACUCGCAACAAUAUUUCUUCAACUUAUCAUAUCAACAAGAAAUCCCGCUAAUUGUCUCUCGCUCGGAUCGACCAUUAGCGGUUAAACAAUGUGUGCAAUAAAAACAUUAAAAAGAUAAAUAAAAAUUUUAUGGUCUCCUUCUCUCUCUUACAUUGUCAUAUUAUAUAGCUCUUUCAUACCAUUUAAGAAAAUUGACUUAUUAUUAAAUGUAAA
Molecule: messenger RNA, 2157 nt
Organism: Culicoides brevitarsis
Lineage: Eukaryota; Metazoa; Arthropoda; Insecta; Diptera; Ceratopogonidae
Gene: tey
Product: protein Teyrha-meyrha
Exons: 8
Coding region: 11-1918 (635 amino acids)
Biological process (GO): protein ubiquitination
Molecular function (GO): ubiquitin protein ligase activity
Source: RefSeq, a predicted model, not a curated record